Molecule: messenger RNA, 513 nt
Organism: Monoraphidium neglectum
Lineage: Eukaryota; Viridiplantae; Chlorophyta; Chlorophyceae; Sphaeropleales; Selenastraceae
Product: cellulose synthase (UDP-forming)
Exons: 4
Coding region: 1-513 (170 amino acids)
Source: RefSeq, a predicted model, not a curated record
AUGCACCUCAUGGCCGCGGGUUUCUCCACCAUGUACCUGAACGAGCGCCUCGUCUUCGGCCUCGCGCCCCCCGACAUCGCCGGCGUCUUCUCCCAGCGCCUCCGCUGGGCGAUGGGCGCGCUGCAGAUCCUGCUGCGCCGCAAUCCCCUCGCCGCGCCGGGGCUGACGCUCGCGCAGUCGCUGCUGUUCUUCGAGUCGUGCGCGUACCACUUCCUGGCAGCUUCCACCGUGCUGACGUCGCUGGCGCCGGUGCCGUUCCUGUUUUUGGGCGCCUCCCCGCUGCAGUGCGACAGCCUGUGGGAGUUCACCAUUGCUUUCGGCACUUUCUACGCCCUCAACCGGCUCAUGCUAUUCAUGGCCCACAGGGGCACAGAGGGCGCGAUGCUGGAGAUGUGGCGCGGCUCUCAGACCUGGAUCUGGAUGAGCCCCAACCACCUCAAGGCUGUCUUCAAGGUCGUGCUGGCCGAGAGCGGCCUUCCCUGGUGGCUGGGAGGCUCGUCCAAGGCCAUUUAG